GCUGGGAUUAAAGCCUUGGCAUCGAGAAGGUGGCCCCACGGCGGGUCAGUCGGGGCCCAUUGAGCUAAUUAACGCUAACGAGGCGGUUCAGGUGUGCGUGACGUGCUGCUCGCGGGACGCCAUGCUGCGCAUCGACCGCAUCUGCCACCAAAAUGGCGUCAAGUUCUUCGCCGGCGACGUCUUCGGUUACCACGGCUACGCCUGCGCCGACCUGGGGGAGCACGACUUCGUCGAGGAGAAAACGAAAGUGGCCAAAGGCAACAGCGCUGCGGUGGAGGAUGGACCUGGCGCCAAGAGGGCGAAGCUGGACGCUGCCGAGACCACCAUGGUGAAAAAACGCAUCCAUUUCUGCCCGUUGAAGGAUGCUCUGAACCCGGACUGGAGCAGCGAACAGAUGCAGGCAGUGCUCAAACGCACCUCCCCCGACUUCUUCCUCCUCCAAGUGCUGCUGCAGUUCCGCACCGAUGCCGGACGAGACCCCCAACCCCAGCGCUAUGCUGAGGACUGCGAGAGGCUGCUGAGCAUCCGGGGGGGGCUGCCGGGGGCUGGGGUGCUGCCUGACACCUUUGUGGG
Messenger RNA from Lagopus leucura (white-tailed ptarmigan), 573 nucleotides. Its product is annotated as SUMO-activating enzyme subunit 1-like. The transcript has 4 exons. Gene Ontology annotation, molecular function: ubiquitin-like modifier activating enzyme activity. NCBI's taxonomy places the organism in Eukaryota, Metazoa, Chordata, Aves, Galliformes, Phasianidae. The record is from RefSeq and is a predicted model, not a curated record. The annotation marks the transcript as partial.